This is a messenger RNA of Tribolium madens (black flour beetle), 1871 nucleotides long. RefSeq names its product peroxisomal N(1)-acetyl-spermine/spermidine oxidase. Bases 201 to 1778 code for a protein of 525 amino acids. The record is from RefSeq and is a predicted model, not a curated record. Gene Ontology annotation, molecular function: polyamine oxidase activity. NCBI's taxonomy places the organism in Eukaryota, Metazoa, Arthropoda, Insecta, Coleoptera, Tenebrionidae. The transcript is spliced from 3 exons.
CAACCGAAAAUGGCRGCGUCCGAACAAAAAACCACAAAAUUAUUUUUUACAAUAAGUUGAGUUUCUUAAUGUUCUUAUUUGUGCUCGAUUAAUUAUUUAGUGUAACAAUUAAUUUUUUUUCUUGCGUUUUGCAUAAUCGUUCAAAUUUUUGACAUCUGUCAUUAUGACAGUGACAGUUCUCAGCUGAUGGGGCCGCGACAAUGUCGAGCUCCGAAGCCCCCCCACACGACAAAGACCCGUCGCAAUGUAAAGUGUUGAUCCUGGGGGCCGGCAUGGCAGGCCUCUCCGCCGCUUACCACCUCUCCAAGAACGGUUUCAGCGACUACAAACUCCUGGAGGCGCGAAACCGASUCGGGGGRCGCAUCGUGCAAAUCAAAAUGGGUAACGAACCGGUAGAAUUGGGGGCUAACUGGAURCACGGCGUCCUCGGCAACCCCGUCUACGAACUGGCCAUGCAACACGGUCUCGUCGACAUAAUGCAAACCCCCAAGCCCCACAAAGUGGUCGCAGCGACGGAAAACGGCAAGCAGGUCCCCUUUGCCACCUUGCACGAGAUCUACGAGGCAUAUCUGUGUUUUCUGCGGCGCUGCGAGGAGUAUUUCCUCUCGCAGUAUUUGCCCCCUGAGGGGGUUGACAGUGUCGGGGACCACAUUAAACUAGAAGUGAGUUUGUACUUGGAUAAAAUCCAAGACCCCCGUGAUAGACARUUGAGGGAACUGUUGUUUGAGUGUUUGUUYAAACGGGAGACUUGCAUAAGUGGGUGUGACGAUAUGAACGAGAUUGAUUUACUCGAGUUGGGGACUUACACYGAGCUGCAAGGGGGCAACAUCACCCUCCCAGGGGGGUAUAGCUCCAUCCUGGGGCCUUUGACUCAAGCCAUCCCCCCCGAGAACCUCCUAGUGGGGCACCCUGUCACCCAAAUCCGCUGGAAUCUCACCAAAAGAAACAGUAUUGAUAACGGAAACGACUCCGAUGAUUCUGAUCGAACUGUGAUCGAAGAAAGCGAAAAAAACGUUGAAAUACAUUGUGAUAACGGGAAAGUAUUCAAAGCCGAUCAAGUCAUCUGCACUGUCCCACUCGGGGUCCUCAAACACGCCAAAGACACCCUUUUUCAGCCCCCUUUGCCCGAGUAUAAACGCGAGGCGAUUGAUCGGUUGUUAUUCGGGACUGUUGAUAAGAUUUUGUUGGAGUAUGAGCGCCCCUUUUUGCACCCCAAUAUCACCGAAGUCUUGCUCUUGUGGGAGGCGGAUACGGAGCAUCCUGAGGGGCAGAAUGAUUUGAGCAAAAAUUGGUACAAGAAAAUCUACUCGUUUUCGAAAAUUACUGAAACGAUUAUUUUGGGGUGGAUUUCGGGGAAGGAGGCCGAGUAUAUGGAGACUUUGGGCAAAGAUGAGAUCAAAGACACGUGUACGACGGUGUUAAGGAAGUUUCUCAAUGAUCCUUUUAUACCAAAACCAAAAAAUGUUGUUUGCACAAGCUGGCACAGCCAACCCUACACCCGAGGCUCCUACACCGCGAUAGCCGUGGGGGCUUCCCAGAUCGACAUCGAGUGUUUAGCCCAACCCCUAUUCCUCGACGAGGAGGAAACUAAACCUGUGGUGUUAUUCGCUGGCGAACACACCCACUGCAAUUUUUACUCGACGGUUCACGGGGCCUACUUAACAGGUAGAACCGCGGCUCAGACAGUUUUACAAGCAGGGGCCCCCCAGGAAAUGGUGCUAGAUUGCGAAGAGGACGCCGAUUUGAGUUCUUGGGUGCAAGGAAUCUGUCUUGAGUAACUUAACUAGACUAUUUUAGGAGCGCUUAACUUUUGUUACCAUGCUAGUCAUUUUUUUAAGAUUUGACAUUGUUUCAUUAAAAAAUACACAAUU